Messenger RNA from Stylonychia lemnae, 2388 nucleotides. The record is from the annotation of a GenBank genome assembly. Lineage: Eukaryota; Ciliophora; Spirotrichea; Sporadotrichida; Oxytrichidae.
AUGGAAUCUCAAGUCAAAUACAUAGACUUACUAGACAACCAGUUCAAUGAGCAUUUUGAAGAGGCUAGAAUCAUCGGAAGACUUGGUGGAGAUUACAUUACAGAGGAAGGUGUUUGCCUAUUAAUUUAUGUCAGAUGCUAGAGUAUUGUUCCAAAGGAUUCAAGUGAGAUAGAAAUCUUUGAUCCAAGUGGAUAUAGAUUCUAAAUAGAAAAAAUGGGAAAGCUAUUUGCAGAGAUCAAGAAUUGUGCAACAUUUAUUUACUUAGAAUGCCCUAGGUCGAAUCCAUUAAAUCUUCCUUAAUCAAAGAAAAUAAUUUAAUAGAUUGAUUAAACAUAAGCUCAAGGACUACUCCUUAUCUAGUAUUGCUUUGCUUAAGGUUAAUCAUGGGAUAGCAUAAAUGAUUAAUCUAGGAAAGAGUCUUUUAAAAGCUUCAUUGAAAAUCUAUAAAACUUUUAAUUAGGAGAUUUUAUGGAACAUAUUUCAAAUAUGCCACACAAUUCUAUCAUUGGAAACAAAAAACUAGAUCUAAUAUUCAAUACAGCCUUUAGCCCCAUAGAUCUACCAUCAGAGAUUAAAUAAAUAAGAGAAACUGAUUAACUAGAAGUAUAAGUGAAGGAAAUUUCUUAGUAAGAAGAGAAUCACAAAAAUUUGAUAUAGUAACUUUAAGAUAAAAUCAAAUCAUUAGAGGAUAGACUCACUGAUUCUGAAAGUUAUAACUAAAAAUUGGAAGAUGAGCUGGAACUAGUAAAAAAGGAUAAGGAAAGUGAGAUAUUAGUCCUUUAGGAUAGAAUCAAAGAUAUCCAAGAAGAAUUAGUAAGCGCUAACUUAAAUAGCCUAAACACUGAGAAGGCACGAUCAAUUGAUGAAUAAUCAUCAAUAAUUCAAGCAGAUACGGAAUCAACUAGCUAUAAAUUAUCAUAAAAGUGCGAUAAGUACAAGCAAAAGGUUAAGGACAAAAAAUUGAAAAUUAAAGAGUUAAAACAGGAAAACAAAGAACAUCAUGAUACUAUCAUUGCAUUGAAGGAGCAAAUAUUAGAAUUCAGCCAACAUAUGUAAUAUCGUACAAGUGAAAAAACCCAUCAUCAAGAUGAUUCAUAUUAUUCUCAUUCCUCAUCUAAAUCUUAGAAGAAUGAGUAAUAAAGAAAUGAGGCCAAGGAUUAAAUCAAAUUUUAAAGCCAAGAUUAUAAAGCUUUCUAAAAUUCAUCUUUUGACUAGUCAAAUUAUGACUAAAAGUAGCAAAUUUAAGAAAACUCUUAUGAAGAAAGUAAACAAGCUUAUUUUAAUGUAAUAGAAAGGGAGGAUCAAUUUAAUCUUUUUGAUAGGCUCUAAUAAGAGUAAAAAGUUGUCAAGACUCAUACAAAUAUUAUAGAUGAUCAAGUUAAUCACUAUGGUGCAUCUAACGAUUCCAAAUAUUUUGAUCUAUAAUCAAAUAAUUCCCAAGGAAAAUCUCAAAAUAAUGUAUAGAAAAUUUACAUUUCUGAGAAAAGAGAAGAUAUUAGCAGUCAAGAUUAUAACGAAAUAAUGAAGGAAAUCUAGUUUCAAGAAUGGAAAUAAAAGAAAUUAUAGGAGGAAUAAGAUAAUAAGAUUGCCUUGUAACUUAGGGAAGAAGAAUAAAAGUAAAUAGAGCAGAAGUAGAUAUUAAUAGCAUAGUAGACAUUAAGGGAUCAGGAAUGUUAGCAAUUCCAACAGAGAAUCUUUAAAGCUCCAUAAUUUGAAGAUCACUUACAGUAACAAGAUUAAAUAUAAAACCUAAAUUUGAUUGAUUAAAACAGUAGCCAGAACAAGGAAUAAUAAAUUUCUACUCCCACAAUGAUGAGUAACACCACUGGAUUUGAAGACUCUUUGAUAAUUAAGGAAGAUGAUAUUAAUUUGAUUAGAGAUUAAGUUGGAGCAUCAGCCACAUUUAGAAAAGUUUAUGAUAAUGAGGAAGAUUAGUAAUUCGAUAAACUUUAGAUGGAAUUAGAGGGGAAGAAAGGUUUGAUAUUCUUAACUAGAGCCAAAAAUGCUAAGGGUGAUGUAGUUGGUAGUUUUGGAGCCUAUAUUUCAAUCCCUUAUUAAGCAUAAAAAGAACAGUCGUUCAAGGAUUCUAAAGCUUUUAUAUUUUCUCUUGAUAAGAAAAUAGUUUUUCCAUAAAUAGACCCAACUGAUUCAAAUAUUUCCUUAGGACCCUCAAAGAUCAUUUAAAUGGGGAAAAUUAUUGAAGGUCUCGAUAAGCAUGCUGUUUAGCAAUUGGAUCUUGUUCUAAGGUAAAACGGAUAAACUUCAAAGAGUUCGAGCAAUAUUGGUUAGUCAUUUAAGUUACCAUAAGGAGAGAAUCAAAAAGUUUUGACCAAUAUUCUUAUGUUCUUUAUUGAUAGAUUGGAAGUUUACUAGAUGGUAACUUAUUGA